CGGCCCCGCCCCGCGCAGGCCCUGGCGCCUCCUCUACUUAAAGCGCGCCCGGGCCCGCCCCCACCUUCUCCUCCGCCGGCUCCUCCGCCCGCCAGCAUGUCGGACAGGCUGCCUUACAAAGUGGCUGACAUCAGCCUUGCAGACUGGGGUCGCAAGGCCAUUGAGAUUGCAGAGAAUGAGAUGCCAGGGCUGAUGAAGAUGAGGGAGAUGUAUGCUGCAUCAAAGCCUCUGAAAGGGGCACGUAUCGCUGGCUGCCUUCACAUGACCGUGCAGACAGCAGUUCUCAUAGAGACCCUGAUCGUGCUGGGAGCUGAGGUGCAAUGGUCAAGCUGCAACAUUUUCUCCACCCAGGACCACGCUGCAGCUGCUAUUGCAAAAGCUGGCAUCCCUGUGUUUGCCUGGAAAGGGGAGACAGAUGAGGAGUAUUUGUGGUGCAUUGAGCAGACCCUGUACUUCAAGGAUGGGCAGCCUCUCAACAUGAUCUUGGAUGAUGGUGGAGACCUUACCAACCUAGUUCAUACCAAAUACCCACAGCUCUUGAAAGGAAUUAGAGGUAUUUCAGAAGAAACAACCACUGGAGUUCACAACCUGUACAAGAUGAAGGCCAAUGGGACUCUGAAAGUGCCAGCCAUCAAUGUUAAUGACUCUGUCACCAAGAGCAAGUUUGAUAACCUGUAUGGCUGCAGAGAGUCCCUGAUUGAUGGCAUCAAGCGUGCCACAGACGUGAUGAUCGCCGGCAAGGUGGCGGUGGUGGCAGGUUACGGGGACGUGGGCAAGGGCUGCGCUCAGGCCCUGCGCAGCUUUGGAGCCAGAGUCAUCAUCACAGAGAUUGAUCCUAUCAACGCCCUGCAGGCAGCCAUGGAGGGUUAUGAAGUUACAACCAUGGAGGAGGCCUGCAAGGAAGGCAAUAUCUUUGUUACCACCACUGGCUGCACUGACAUUGUUCAGGGCAGGCACUUUGAGCAGAUGAAGGAUGAUGCCAUAGUGUGUAAUAUUGGCCAUUUUGAUGUUGAAGUUGAUGCAAAGUGGCUGAAUGAAAAUGCAGUAGAGGCAGUGAACGUUAAACCUCAGGUGGAUCGCUACACGCUGCGCAGCGGCCGGCACGUCAUCCUGCUGGCCGAGGGGCGCCUGGUCAACCUGGGCUGUGCCAUGGGCCACCCCAGCUUCGUCAUGAGCAACUCCUUCACCAACCAGGUGCUGGCCCAGAUCGAGCUGUGGACACACAGCGACAAGUACGCUGUUGGAGUCCAUUUCCUGCCAAAGAAGCUGGAUGAAGCUGUGGCUGCUGCUCAUCUGGAUAAACUGUGUGUGAAGCUGACCAAGCUGAGUGAUAAGCAGGCCAAAUACUUAGGCUUGCCAAGAGAUGGGCCCUUCAAGCCAGACCACUACAGAUACUGAGCAGGUGGCACUACCCAAAGACCAAAGUGCAGGGAUGCAACCUUCCAAAGCCCUUGUGUGUGCUGGGCUUCUGAGAGCAAGUCCUUUGCCAUACCCCUCUCAGUGCUGCAGACCCCCUCCCCAUACCAAGGGAGCUUCAGGGCCUCCUUAGUGAAAGAGGAUCACUCUGGCCCUUGGCAUUAGAAUUGGUUACUUGGCUAAUGUCAUGGUGAAAAGGAUCUUAUGCAACAUUUGUGGGCUCCUAAUGUCCCAAUAAAGGGAGCAGCACAAAAGAUUGCUAAAUGAAACUGUCUAGUCUUGGCUGAAGUGGCUAACAACCUCUUUGAAGAGUCUGGGCAGCAAGAUGGGGAGCAGAAACUACAGGGAGAUGCUUUCUGCCAUGCCUUGCUCAAGUUAGAUGACUCCUGGUAGGAGGCUGCCAGUGUCAGGCUUCUGUCCACAGAAGUGCCCUGGCUCAAGUGCACAUUGUGAAAGUGGAGGCAGUAGGGAAGAGUACAGCUUGGCUGGGCUCCCUCCUGUGAAAACCAGCUUGACCUCCUGCUUGGAGACGAGAGCUGGAGAGUUCUUCUGGUUUAAUUUACUCCACUGGGUUUGGUCAGAACAAAGACCAAUGCUGCUUCCAUACCAACUUGAGGAGGUGUGAGGCAAGAGAGACUUUUUGGUAGUCUUCUAGUGUGUUGUAAAGGGCUGGGAAGCCACUGAGAGGAAUACUUAGGUUUAGGGAGCUUGUUCAGUCCUCUGGAAAACACCAGCAGCACACUUCUACCCCAACUUGAUUCCUCAGAGUUGUCAUACCUGCUGUACCUUGUCUGUCACUGACUCAAAGUGCUUUUAUUAAAGAUCUGACUGUG
Molecule: messenger RNA, 2249 nt
Organism: Dryobates pubescens (Downy woodpecker)
Lineage: Eukaryota; Metazoa; Chordata; Aves; Piciformes; Picidae
Gene: AHCY
Product: adenosylhomocysteinase
Exons: 10
Coding region: 97-1398 (433 amino acids)
Biological process (GO): L-methionine cycle
Cellular component (GO): cytosol
Molecular function (GO): adenosylhomocysteinase activity
Source: RefSeq, a predicted model, not a curated record